This is a messenger RNA of Lotus japonicus, 639 nucleotides long. RefSeq lists its product as uncharacterized. The record is from RefSeq and is a predicted model, not a curated record. The coding region runs from base 1 to 639 and encodes 212 amino acids. Gene Ontology annotation, molecular function: protein binding. Gene Ontology annotation, biological process: cellular response to lipopolysaccharide; signal transduction. Lineage: Eukaryota; Viridiplantae; Streptophyta; Magnoliopsida; Fabales; Fabaceae. The transcript has 2 exons. Gene Ontology annotation, cellular component: cytosol.
AUGGCAGCUGUUGGAAGUGGAAUAGUUCUUGAACCAUUGACAAAAGGCAACUACGACAACUGGAGCAGGCUUGUUGAAAACUACCUAAGGGGGCAAGUUCUCUGGGACGUCGUUGACCCGGAUUUAUAUGAGAUUUGGAGGAUGAAGAAUGCGAAGGUUUUACAUAUCAUUCAGCUAGCAUGCGGAUCAGAGGCUCUUACUCAUAUUAGAAAAGGCUAUACGGCCAAAGACGCCUGGAACGAGUUACACGCCAUAUACCACACACGGUUAAAAACGGACCUACCUAUUGAGCAAGGUCCUGCGGAGAACGAUGUUUUCCCUCAAAAUGAACAGUUGCACCAGUAUGUUCUUAACGGUGAUUGGGAACAUGCAAAAUCAUUCAUCGAUAGUGACCCCGAAGCUAUAUUUACCACAUCCUGUUCGGGUAGGACAAUUCUUCACUUUGCAGUAAUUGCGGGGCAUGAAAAAAUUGUGGAUGAAUUGGUAAACAUAGGGAAAGACAGACUGCUAAAUAUUCAAGACAAAAAUGGUUACACAGCUCUUGCAUUUGCUGCUGAGCUAACGGGAAACACCAAUAUGGCCAAGUGUAUUCUGAGCGGAGGGAAAGGCCAACAGCUGCUAACUAGGAAGAUCAAAUAA